AUGCCCUCUAAAGGAAAAGUUGAGCUAUCUAAGAGAAGAGGGGGCCCCGCACUCAAGGCUAAAGAAAACGCAGCCGCCAAGUCCAGCAGAUCUAAGGUAAGCGACAAGGUAAGGUCUGCAAGAGUCAUCAAGCGGUUGGCGUUGGGGCCCCUGAGGGCCCCUCGUUUCUCCCACGGGGUCUUAGAGGUGGAGGCGUCGAUGGACCCUCUGGGGGCCCCCCAGGGGGCCCACGGUGCUUUAGAGUAG
Molecule: messenger RNA, 246 nt
Organism: Eimeria maxima
Lineage: Eukaryota; Apicomplexa; Conoidasida; Eucoccidiorida; Eimeriidae
Exons: 1
Coding region: 1-246 (81 amino acids)
Source: RefSeq, a predicted model, not a curated record